Lactuca virosa is the source of this 435-nucleotide messenger RNA. The record is from the annotation of a GenBank genome assembly. NCBI's taxonomy places the organism in Eukaryota, Viridiplantae, Streptophyta, Magnoliopsida, Asterales, Asteraceae.
AUGGAUUCGAAUAAAGGACGCCAGAUUCUAAAACCAUUUCAGGAAAAAAGGUUUCGAGUAACAACAAUUUCACCUGAUUUACAUUACUUGUUCAAGAACACAAUGGAAGAAUCAUGGGUUUUUAAGUUAACUAAAGGUGAUGUUGAUGCAGGGUUCAUUCCAUUUGGUCAAAAGUUAUCGAAUUUGCUUCGGCUUUGUUUGUUAUAUAAAUUCAGUGGGGUUUAUAUGGAUACCGAUGUUAUGAUCUUGAAAAGCUUCUCGAAGUUAAAGAAUUCAAUCGGAUCUCAAACAUUGGAUUUGAGUUCAAAGAAUUGGAGCAGGUUAAAUAAUGCAAUCAUGGUGUUCGAUAAAAUGCAUCCAUUGGUUUACAAGUUUAUCGAAGAGUUCGCAUUAACUUUUAAUGGAAACAAAUGGGGUCGCAAAGGUCCUUACUAG